Penicillium angulare is the source of this 1101-nucleotide messenger RNA. Its product is annotated as fungal specific transcription factor domain-containing protein. Gene Ontology annotation, biological process: positive regulation of transcription by RNA polymerase II. Gene Ontology annotation, cellular component: nucleus. NCBI's taxonomy places the organism in Eukaryota, Fungi, Ascomycota, Eurotiomycetes, Eurotiales, Aspergillaceae. The record is from RefSeq and is a predicted model, not a curated record. Gene Ontology annotation, molecular function: DNA-binding transcription factor activity; transcription cis-regulatory region binding. The transcript is spliced from 3 exons. Bases 1 to 1101 code for a protein of 366 amino acids.
AUGGCCCUGGAGUCUGAGGGUCUUUAUCAUGCCACCCUCGCCAUUGCUGCCAACACCUUAUGCCUUUCUGAUUCGCGAUAUCGGUUACCCGCGCUGGAACACCACCAUCGUGCUCUGAUUCAUCUCAAAGAGCUAUUGGGCCAUGAAACAUGGGGAGAGAAAGAGCUGGAUGAGAUGUUGGGACUUGUUCUGAUGCUCUGCUGGUUCGAUAUUUCGGAUAAUAGUAGGCCGUCAUGGGUCACUCACCUCAGUGGAUUUCAAGACUUGAUUCGUACACGACAAGAACGACCAGGCCGUUCUCUUCAUAGCCAAGAACUAUCAGGCUUCUUCAACCGCUACUUUGCCUUUCAUCUUGUCCUUGCUCGUACAGCAUUUCGAGUCGAUAUCCCGAAUUACACGUUACCAACGUCACCGGACUUCAUGAUUGAAUCUCCCGAUACCAUUGAUCCAUAUAUGGGAUUCAGUCAAUCUCUCCUGUUACUCAUCAACCAGGUCACUGAGCUUGCUUGGAGUAAAGAGGACGACCAGAUGAAUGUAUUUCCCUCGACAGUGCUUAUACUAAAGAAGGAUCUUGAAGACAUCCAGCAAAAGCUCCCGAGUGAACAGAUUCAUCCGACCACAGAAUGUGCUUCGAUCGCAGAAGCUAACCGGCUUGGAGCACUCCUUCUCUUGCACGAGACCUGUUCACCGAAAGCAGCAUCUACCAACAAGCCCAGUCUUUCAGCAUUUGACCCGGAAGAGAAGAACCAAUUUGUUGAAAGGAUAUUGAAUCUCAUUAUGGAAAAGAAGGCUAAUAUGAUGCGUACCGCGGUCUUGCCAUUAUGGCCCUUAUUCUUGGCCGGCUGUUGUGCUCGUGAGGAUGAGGAAAGAGUAAUUGUACUGCAGCUUUUCGAGGAGCUAAACGAAAUUCGACGAUUUGGGAACAUUGCGCCCGCAAAAAAGGUGGUUGAAAUGGUGUGGCGACGGCGAGAUUUAUUGGCUAAUGAGGGUAGACGACAGAGAGUCGAUGCUCAACCUGAAAAGGACCCUCUUCGGGGUGCUCGCUUUGCCUGGGAACAUGCAAUGGUGAUGCUGGGAGAUUGGAAAUUAAGCUUGACAUAA